AUGCGUAUAUCUGCUUCCACUGUCAUCCUGUCGCUGAUGGCUGCCGCCUCCAUCACUGCAGCUCCCACCCCCGUCCAUAUCGAAAAGCGCGGAGUCAUCCUCGACAAACUCAAAGAUGCCUUCGCCAAGGCCUUGACCUCUCUUGAAUGCGGGGCUUGUGUUUCUGCUCUCGUUGUUGCGAAAGACGUCUCUUACCUCAACCGCAACUGGGUUCUCGAUGCAGCCAACUCCUUGUGCUCAACAUUCAAGAUCAUGGAUCAAGAUGUCUGCAAGGGCUUAGUGUACAGCCAUGGCCCCGUCCUGAUCGAAUCUGUCAUGCGCGCCAAGCUAUUGUCCGGCGACGGCAAAAUGAUCUGCUUCCAGAUCCUCGGAGCAUGCCCAGCCCCUGCCAUCACCUCGGGUACUCUGACAUUCCCUAAGCCAAAGCCUACAAACAUCACCGUCAAGGCCGCCUCUGGUAACCGCGUCGAUGUCCUCCACCUCUCGGACUGGCACGUCGAUGAUCAAUACGUUGUCGGAUCAAACGCCGCCUGCAACAAGCCCCUCUGCUGUCGCAAGUAUGCCGACUCACCCCUUGUCCCUGGCCGCGCUGCUUCCAGCUGGGGUGAUUAUAACUGCGAUGCCCCCGUCAAGUUGGGCCAGGAUUUGUUGAAGUUUGUCCCCACCAUUGCCAACCCCAGCUUCUCGAUCAUGACCGGUGAUAUCCCCCCUCACAAUGUCUGGGCCGAGACCCGCGAGAUUGUCAUGGCUGAGGAGAAGGCUGCCUACUCUGUUAUGGCCGCCGGCAUCACCAACAUGUACCCUGCCGUCGGUAACCACGAGGCUGCUCCUGCCAACUUGUUGCCCACCCCCAACACUGGUGGCGACUACAAGUGGCUGUACAGCCAUUUGGCGGACGAAUGGGCCAGAUGGUUGCCCGCCGACGCUGUCAAUUCAGUCAGGAACUAUGGUGCAUACACUGCCAGCCCCGCUCCCGGUUUCCGCAUCAUCUCGCUCAACACCAACUUCUGCUACACCAUGAACUUUUACCUUUACGGUGCAUUGAAAGACUAUGAUCCUUUUGGUGAGUUGAAGUGGUUCAUCUCCCAGCUCCAGGCUGCCGAGGAUGCCGGUGAGCGUGUUUGGGUUAUUGGACACGUUUCGCCCUCCCAGACCGACUGCAUUCAGAACUGGUCUGCCCUCUACUACCAGGUCGUCCAGCGCUACUCGCCCCACGUCAUCGCUGAGCAGUUCUUUGGACACUCCCAUUACGACGAGUUUGCCAUCUCCUACGGAUCCGGCGCCAAGAACGCUCAGAACGCCAUCUUGACCUCGUGGAUCGCACCCUCGGUUACGCCUUAUACCGACUUGAACCCUGGUUUCCGUGUGUACAAGGUUGACAUUGGCAACUGGAACGUUUACGACUCCAACACUUACGUUGCUGAUCUGAGCAAGGCCGCUACAUGGGAUUCUACAGGCGCAACCCCUGACUGGCACUUGGAGUACAGUGCUCGUGAAGCAUAUGGAGCCCACGUCCCCAUCGCUGCCGACCAGCCUCUCUCCCCCGCAUGGUGGCACAAUGUGACCAACGCCUUCGAGUCCAACGACGCCGCCUUCCAAAAGUACUGGACCUACCGCGGCAAGUCUGCCAACCGCAUGGCCGCCUGCACCACCAACACUUCCUGCCCCAAGGAGAUGAUCUGCGAUAUGCGCGCCGGCAAGAGCACUGACACUUGCUCCCAACCCGCGUUCGGUCUCCAGAAGCGUGAAGAUGGCACCGAGUACGAAGAUGGUUUCGUUGCUCAGGAUGUCUCGGGCCUGCGUAGCGUCUUUGGGUCUGCCAAGAAGCCAUGGAACCGCAAGCUCUGUGGACUUCCUUCCAUCUAA
Linnemannia hyalina is the source of this 1866-nucleotide messenger RNA. NCBI's taxonomy places the organism in Eukaryota, Fungi, Mortierellomycota, Mortierellomycetes, Mortierellales, Mortierellaceae. The record is from the annotation of a GenBank genome assembly.